CCUUUGCCCCAGGUGCUCAGGCUGCCCCAGCGCAUGCAUCGAGUUGGGGGAGUGGGCUGCAGGUCACAGCGUUUGGGACUUGAAGUCACAUGGGCUUCAGGGCGUGGGAGAAGGGACUGACUGUCUGGAAGGAAUUCAACUGUAAGGUGUGUGGAGUACGUACCCUGCCAGGCAUCUGUUUCCACGGCGGCUCAAGUAGCUGGGGUGGUGGCUGUGCAUGUGUCAAGGAAAAGCACUAAGAUUGUUCCAGCCCUUGCGUGUGGGCUUGAGAUUUUGCAUUUGAGGAGGGUACGUUGACAUCUAUCUGAUACUAGACUGGUGAAUGGGAAGAAGGUCUCAUCUCUGGCCUGUUUAUGGAAGCUGGGAUGAUGAAGGCACUGCAGUGGGAACAUGCUGUGAUACAGGGUUGAAGCUGCAGCCCAUAUACGAUAGGAUGGAAGAAUCUCAUUUCAACUCCUCCCCGUACUUCUGGCCAGCGGUGCCCACCGUCUCGGGACAGAUUGAGAACACCAUGUUUAUUAACAAGAUGAAGGAGCAGCUAUUGCCCACAGAGAAGGGCUGCAGCCUGGCUCCCCCCCACUACCCUGCCUUGCUGACAGUACCCACCUCUGUGGCUCUACCCACUGGUAUCUCCAUGGACUCGGACACCAAGCCAGAGCAGCUGACACCACACAGCCAAGCCCCUGUGACUCAGAACAUCACUGUGGUACCAGUGCAGUCUGCUGGGCUCAUGACAGCAGGUCCUGGUCUGGUGAUAACCUCCCCAUCAGGUUCUCUGGUGACCACAGCAUCCUCUGCCCAAACCUUUCCCAUCUCAGCCCCCAUGAUUGUCUCCGCACUACCCCCUGGCUCCCAGGCAGCCCUCCAGGUGGUACCAGAUCUGUCCAAGAAAGGGACAACCACCCUCUCUGAAGGUGCUGGGGGUGGUGGGGGUGGGGGAGUUGCCCCCAAACCACCCCGGGGCCGGAAGAAGAAACGAUUGCAGGAGUCGGGGCUGCCAGAGAUGAGUGAUCCCUUUGUGCUGUCAAACGAGGAUGAUGAGGACCAGCACAAGGAUGGCAAGACGUACAGUUCCGUGAGCAGCGGAACUAAUGAAGCCUGGUUUCCAGCGGCUCUCUCCUGUGUGGAUUCUCUGAUGUCUAAUCAAGGGUGCCGGAUGUGUUCGCUGACCUUCUACUCCAAGUCGGAGAUGCAGAUCCACUCCAAGUCCCAUACGGAGACAAAGCCACACAAGUGUCCUCACUGCUCCAAGAGCUUCGCCAACAGCUCCUACCUGGCCCAGCACAUUCGAAUCCACUCAGGGGCCAAGCCCUACACGUGCAGCUACUGCCAGAAGGCCUUCCGCCAGCUCUCCCACCUGCAGCAGCACACACGGAUCCACUCCAAGCUCCACACGGCGAUUGUCAAGCCACACAAGUGUCCUCACUGCUCCAAGAGCUUCGCCAACACAUCCUACCUGGCCCAGCACCUCCGCAUCCACUCGGGGGCCAAGCCCUACACCUGCCGCUACUGCCAGAAGGCCUUCCGCCAGCUCUCCCACCUGCAGCAGCACACACGUAUCCACACUGGGGACCGGCCCUACAAAUGCGCUCACCCUGGGUGUGAAAAGGCUUUCACCCAGCUUUCUAACCUGCAGUCCCACAGACGGCAGCACAACAAAGACAAACCUUUCAAGUGCCACAACUGCCACCGCGCGUACACAGAUGCUGCCUCGUUGGAGGUACACCUGGCUACGCACACGGUGAAACAUGCCAAGGUCUAUACCUGCUCCAUCUGCAGCCGGGCCUACACCUCGGAGACAUACCUGAUGAAGCACAUGCGGAAACACAACAUCCCCGACCCGCAGCAGCAAGUGGUUCAGGCCCAAGCCCAAGCCUCGCAGCAGCAGCAGCACUUCCAGCCCCAGGGGGGUGGGGCAGCAGGGGGUCCUUCUGGAGACACUAACCAACCCAACCCUCCCCCUCAGUGUUCCUUUGACCUGACUCCUUACAAGACUUCAGAGCAUCACAAGGACAUCUGCCUCACUGUCAGCACCAGCGCCAUCCAAGUGGAGCACCUCUCCAGCUCCUAGAGAGACCUCAACCCAGGGAGCAGAAAGCCUCUUGUGCAUAGCCUGUGCCCAGGGGCACUGCUUGUGCAGCAGCCCUCCUUGUGCAACAGUCUCUGGCCUCUCCUCCUGCAACAGCCUCUUCUGGCCGUGUAACCCUGUUCAUGGCAGCCCCUUGAAGAACAGCCUAUCUCAAGGGGGUGCUCCUUCUGUGCAACAGACUGCCUGGUAGGAGGAUGCUUCCUUGUGCAAGAGCCCCUUUCCUGUGCUGGGAUCACUUCCUCAUGCAAGAGCCCCUCCUUUCAAACCCAAAUGAAAGGCCCCUGUUUUGCCUUCUCUCACUGUAGGAUGUGUAUGGGGGGGGGGGGUGCCUGUUGAGGCAUGCAUGGUGGAUGGGAUGGAGAGAGGGUCCUUGUAUGUACAGGGGCUUGGACACAUGUUUUUUGCAGGCCAUAGAAGAAUGUGGCAGAGUUCACAGCUGAAUGGGGUUUUUUGAGGAUUUCCUUGAGUGUCUAAGAGAGAAAUAUCCAUUCCUGUCCCUCCUGCUUGUGAACGGUAGGAGAGGUCACUUGUCCUGCCCUGAGGACUGGAUGGGAGAAACCUCCUUCUCCCCAGUGGAAGGUGAGAUGGGGGCGGGAGACGUAAGGUGUGUCUUUGGACCUGACAGGUGCCUAAACUGUCUGAGGGGUGUGGAGUAUUGCACUCUUUCUCCUCCCCUCAUUGAGAGCAGUAGAGAGGAGUCUCUCUGAAUUGGCUGCUUCCUCUCUCCCAGCUGUCUGAGCAGCAUGAUGGCCAAGGCUCUGUAGGGAGUGUGGGUUCCUGCUCAUUGCUCUUCCUGCCCAGUGUGGAUGAUGUACUAGCAGCCUGUACUCCUCUUCCUCUCCCUCUUUUCUUCCCCCCACCUCCUCAAAAGAGCCUGCAAGCAUCAACAACAAACCAAAAAGCAACUGGAGAGAGGGUAAAAGACUGCCAAAAUAAUCAUCACCCUUCUCUCUACUCCCUUCCCUGAAAGGCAGAACAGCAGUUCUGACUGUGGCACACCUGUCCUGCCCCCAGUUUCCCAAAGGGAAGGAGGAGGAGGAAUAGACCAAUCUUUUCAAGGAGUCAGCAGGAGACAGGGAAAGGCUAGCUUCUCCUGCUCACCUCCCAUCAGAAUGCUCUCCCAGGUUCCCUCUUGCCAAGACGGGCUGGACUCAUGGCAGUGGUGGCCUCUUCUGGACCCUGAUCAUGGGAGAGAAUCCCCAAAAGGUGGACAGUGGAGAGAAGGGGAUGAAGUCCCCACAGAGAGACCAAUCUAAUGAGAAGGGGGAGCCAACAAGAAUAAACUGAAGGCUCCUUGAAUUUAUAUAUAUAUAUAUAUAUAUAAAUAUCUAUUCCCCAGCCCAGCCCGCUCUGUCCUUGCUGUAACUGUUUCUAUCUCUGUGUUUAUAAAACGCAUAAUCCUGGCGAAUUUUUAUUUUCAAUCUUCGUUUGUUUUUCCCUCUCUCUUCAUCUUCAAUUCUCCUUCCUUUUUUUUGGUCCACAUAACUACUGGUCUUGUGUCACUUGUUAGUUUAUUUGGAUCAUGGAGGCUGACUCAGAAGAGAAUGAGAAGACAAGGGAAAAAGCACGUGUUGUUGGGAUUUAAAAACAAUCAUCCACCCAAAGCGUACAGAAUCCCAAACUUCUGUAUGAGCAACCAAUAGGGGCUUUUUUUUUUUUUUUUUUUACCACCUUGUAUAGAAAUAAAUUGGUGUAAAAGGCUUUGUGGAGGUGCUGCUUUGAGCACUCUGCCACUGUGAUGUGUGUUCCUUCCCCAUGCACCAGAACACUGCAUGAGCAUCUUGUUGCUGUGAGUCCUGAGCGGCUGUGUGAAUGCAAGAAUAGCGCACCCCUGCCUUGGGGCAGCCUAGUAGAUCUGACAAGGGAAUCUAGGAACUCUGCUCUUUGCACUCUGCACACGUGUAGCCUGUGGCAGAGAACUGUUUCUGUGCGCUUAGUCACCAGGCUUGGCUGCAAAUGAAGUGUUUCGUAGAUUUAUAGUUUAGGCUAGAAGAAGCUGUCUGAUUUGAUUUGACUUCCUGCAUUUCACAGGUGACAUUUCAACUCACUUCUCCUGUAUUGAGCCCCAGUAACUAAUGUGUAUUCGAGGUACGUAUUAGUGAAAUGCAUUGGCUUGAUUUGGAGGCACUGGGAUACAGAGAAUCUAUCCCUUCCCUUAGUAGCCUGUUUCAAGGGCUUAGUGUUCUCGCUGUUUAAAUGUUGGACCUGAUUUCUCCUCCUCUGAAUUUGUUUGGCUUUAGCUUCCAGCUACUAGUUCUGGAUGUAUCCAUCCCAUUGAUUCAGAGAGCCUUAGAGCACAGUGGGUGUUUAUCCCCUGGCUAGGUAUUUAAACAUUGUAGUGUCACUUCUCAGUCUCCUUUUUACAAGCUAGAUAGAUAGAGCUCCUUAAAUCUUUCACUGUAAGGGAUUUCCUCCAGUCCAUGAAUUAUUUUUAUGUCUCUCUACAUCUUGUUGCAUUUUUCAAUAUCUUGUGAAAGUUGAUUUUGGAACCCAGUGUUCAAGCCCCAGUGCCAUGGACAAAGUCCCCCUGCCCUUUGCCUUAAGUUCUCAGAGGAUUGCAUUUGCCCCUUUCUCACAGCAUUAUCUGGGAGCUCAUGUUAGCUGCUUGUCUGCUGUGACUCCUAGAUCAUCUGUAGUCUCAGCUCUCCAUGAUAGUGUUUUCCCCUUUCUACAGGUGUGACCUGAGUUCUUAUUUCCUAGAUACUUAAACCUUACAUUUGACUGUACUAAAGAUCGUUUUGUUUGAAUCGACCCAGCUCGCUGAUGGUCCAGAUUGCUCACUACUUUGCCGGUUUUGUCACUGUUAUUUUUUACUUUCAGAUCCAGGUUGAAAAUGCUGUGUUGCAUCUGACCUAGACGAACUUGAAAAGCAUCAUUCAGUGCAACCUUUUAUUAUCCUCUUUUGAGACUUGCAGGCUAGGCAUUUCUUAAUCCUUUUAAUAUGUGCUCUGUUGAUUAUGUACAGUAAAUUUUUUUGACUUAUGGUGCUAGGUCAAUGCCUUACAAAAAUUUACAUAUGUUGCACCUAUGCAGUCCACUUUGUCGAACCAAAUGUAUGAUAAUGUCAUCAAAGAAUGAAAUUAGGGUUUGGCUUUUUUUUUUUUUUAUUUAACAAAAUCUCUAUUUCAUAAAACCAAGUUGAUAGUUUGGAUUAUAGGUUAUAUUUUUCAUUCAUUAAUUCUUCAUCUCAGUGGCUUUUCCAUUAUUUUGCCUCAGACUACUGUCAAAUUUAUGACAUUGAGUCAUUUCAUUUGCCUUUUGGGAAUACUGUCGUGAAUGUCUUAAUGGUAUUUCUCUAAUAUCCCAAGAUUAAUUAAAAUCAGAAUCAAUGGGCUAGAAAGCUUGUUAGUUAACUCUUUUAGGACUCCUCAUUGUUUGCUGACUUAAAAAUAUAUAUCCUUAGUAGAUAUUGUCUAAUCCCCUACUUUGAUACAAAGGUAAUGGAGGUAAAUUGCUAUUUUAAAACUACUACCACAUCCUGUUUCUUUCUGGAUAUGGAAUAGAGGUAUUUGUUGACUGAUUUUCCCUGUUCCGUGUCGCUAGCAAUUUCACUGUUUUUAUCUAGUAUGGAUCUGUGCUAUUGGUAAGAUUUCUUUUGUUCCAUUUUUACUUAAAAGGAAUGAAAGAUCCCAAAUCCUUUUCCUAUUUUCUGUAGUUUUGCUAGCCACAGAGCUUUCCUUGUCAGUUUUCUCUGCUUUAUAAUGCCUAAUUUAUGUUGCUUGCUGUCUAGCUUUAUCCUUUUCCAUGUGUUAUAUUUUGGCCUAUUUAAAAAAAAAAAAAAAAAAAAAAAAAAGUUUCUAGUUUCUCACAGACUUUCCUCACUGAACCCAGGAUGAGCUUUCACCCAAAGUUCUUCUUUCUUGAUUGUGGAAUUGGGGCUUUUUUGGCCAUACAAUAAAUUUUUCUUAAAGAA
Messenger RNA from Rhea pennata, 6002 nucleotides. It is a transcript of the gene ZNF384, whose product is annotated as zinc finger protein 384. The transcript has 11 exons. Gene Ontology annotation, cellular component: nucleus. Gene Ontology annotation, molecular function: DNA-binding transcription factor activity, RNA polymerase II-specific; RNA polymerase II cis-regulatory region sequence-specific DNA binding. Gene Ontology annotation, biological process: regulation of DNA-templated transcription. Bases 323 to 2071 code for a protein of 582 amino acids. Lineage: Eukaryota; Metazoa; Chordata; Aves; Rheiformes; Rheidae. The record is from RefSeq and is a predicted model, not a curated record.